AUGUUUUGCUACUGUUCUCUAUUUCCAAAAGAUUACAUGUUCACACAAAAAGAGAUAAUCUUUUUAUGGAUGGCAGAGGGUCUCUUACGUUCUAAAAAAGAAAAGGGAAUUGAAGAAGUUGGAGAAGAGUACUUCCAAGAGUUGAUUUCAAAGUCAUUUUUCCAACCAUCAAGUGAGAAUAAGUCGACUUUUCUCAUGCAUGAACUUAUACAUGAGUUAGCUAUGUUUGUAUCUGGUGAGUUUUGUUCAGUGCUGAAUGAGAAUAAAUUGUCUCUCAAAGUUCGUCAUUUGUCUUGUAUGCGAGAUUGUGGAGGAAUUUUUUACUCUAAAGAAUUUGAGGAGCAGUUAUCUCAAGCUAAGUGUUUGCGAACCUUCUUAUUAAAACUCCAAUGGAUAGGACUAGAUCGAGUAUGGUUGUCGAUUAUAGAGCAAUUACAUGAAGCUUUCCCACGCUUAAGAGUAUUAUCUAUAGCCAAUCAUUACGUGAACAAAUUACCUGAUUCAAUAGGUAGUUUGAAGUACUUAAGAUAUUUGGAGUUAGAAUGUUGUGAAAUGAAAAAGAUACCUGAUACAAUUUGUAAUUUAUAUAAUUUGGAGACACUAAUAUUGUCUGAAUGUGGUCAAGUUACUCGACUUCCGACUAAUAUAGGAAAUUUAUUCAAGCUGCAACAUCUUCAUAUUCCUCCUUACUUAGAAGAGAUGCCAUUGCAAAUUAGUAAAAUGAAAAAUCUACAAACGCUAAAUAGGUUUGUUGUAGGCAAAAAUGAGUUUGUCAUUACACUUUUAGAAGGGCUUCAAGAUCUACGAGGGACACUACGUCUUUUUGGACUUGAGAAUGUGGAUAGUGUUGAGGAUGUUUUGGAGGCUAAAUUAAAGAACAAGAAGUUUCUCAGUCAGCUACAUUUGUUUUGGGCUAAAACUCAUAAACCCCAUGACUCAGAAAGAGAAAAAGAGAUACUCAGUGCCCUCGAACCUCAUGCAAGUCUGAAGGCAUUCACUAUACGUGGCUACAGAGGUAAUAGUUUCCCGAAUUGGAUUGGAAAUCAUUCCAAUGUAGUAAGGGUGAAUCUAUGGCAUUGUGAGACUUGUAGCUUCUUGCCGCCGUUGGGACAACUUCCUUCACUCAAAGACCUUGCAAUUAGAGGUUUGUAUGGUGUGGUGAAAAUAAGCUCUGAGUUUUAUUAUUCAACUGGUGCUGAUUCUUCUUUGGGAACAAAGACAAAGCCAUUUAGAUAUCUGGAGAGCUUGAGUUUUGAAGACAUGAGAGAGCUUCAAGAGUGGUCGUUUAUUGAGAAACUUGGCUUUGAAAGCUGUGAAAAACUCAAAGUGUCAUUAUUACCUAAUUAUUUUCCCUCCUUGAGAGAGCUUGUAAUAGAUGAAUGUGAGCAACUAAUGCCAUUUCUCCCAGUGGCUCAACCAACGGAGGCCUCAUUUCCACCUCUUGAGAUUUUGCAAAUAAAAGGAUGUGAUGGGCAGGAAUCACUCUUAGAAAGGGGAUUGCCAUGGAGUUUAAAGUACAUUGAAAUUGUCAGUUGCAGAAACUUGAAGGCCUUAGAUGAGGAGGCAUUUCAACACCUCACCUCCCUUGAGAAGUUGCAAAUUGAAUACUGUGGUAUGCUCCAAUACUUGCCAAAAGAACUACCCACUUCACUUUCUGAUCUAUGCAUUAGGCAUUGUACUACAAAUCUAUAUAUUGACAAGAAUCAUGGGGCUCCACCUAAAAACAAAUUGCUCACUUAUCUUUUUGGAUCUCAAGUGUCUUUUCGCACUAUGUGGAUCUUAUGCGGCUUGGCUCACUCUUUUUGGAUCAGAAUGGAUCAAAUGUCCGCUAAGGAAUUGACUCUUGAUACCAUGACAAGAAUCAUGCGGCUCCAUUUAAAAACCAAUUGGUUUUGGCUCACAUUUGACAGCUGGUCUCCAGAGGAGCCAAUAAUUUUAUCUGGUGAUCAUCUGGUGCCAUCUAGAACUUUGCUAAAUGAUGAUUUCAAUUUUUUUUUAAUUAUUUCUUCGGAUGUAAUGUAAAUUUUUGUCAUUUGGAUGAAGACUUUGAAAACCACAUGUAUGCCCAAGGUUAUACAAUCUUACCCAUUAGCUGAUAUUACCUUGACAAAAAAUAUAUGAUAAAGUUUGACCUUUUUUUAUUGGUUUUUAACCUCCUACUGUACUCUGUUGUGAAAGAGUGUUGAGCAAUAAGGUCUAAUGAUAAAAUAUUGUUCUUUGAUCAUUUCCUUGCAGCACUCGUUUCACUUGUUUUAGCUGUAAAAUCAAUAAUAUAACUUCGUUAAAAACCACAUAAAAUUUCAACAACAUUCUUAGAAACUUUUACAUCUUCAUAUC
Humulus lupulus (European hop) is the source of this 2337-nucleotide messenger RNA. Its product is annotated as putative disease resistance RPP13-like protein 1. The transcript has 4 exons. NCBI's taxonomy places the organism in Eukaryota, Viridiplantae, Streptophyta, Magnoliopsida, Rosales, Cannabaceae. The record is from RefSeq and is a predicted model, not a curated record. The coding region runs from base 1 to 2022 and encodes 673 amino acids.